Nannochloropsis gaditana CCMP526 is the source of this 487-nucleotide messenger RNA. RefSeq lists its product as uncharacterized. The coding region runs from base 92 to 448 and encodes 118 amino acids. The record is from RefSeq and is a predicted model, not a curated record. The transcript is spliced from 3 exons.
ACUGACAUGAAUAUCUUUGCGGGAAUUCAACAGAGCUUGUCCGAACCCGACAUCUGCAAUCAAGGAACUGCAACUCGCCGUCCCCGGGACCAUGAAAAACAUCCAACGUUGCCUUUCUAUUGCCGUGCUUUAUUGCAUGAUACUGAUCAGCCCCACACUGGCAUUUUUGCCGCCGUUGUCCACUGCCUCGAGCAAGUUCCGUGUGGCUAGCAGCCAUCGAGCCCCUCGUACAACUUCUUUAAAAGCUGCCUCUUUCUCCGAUGUUUGCCUUUCGGUGGCCGCGGCGGCUGAUGAGUAUGAGUACGGCGCCGUCGCCGCCCCUGGAUGGGUGCUUCCUGUGGGUGCGCUUUUGACACUAGGUUUAGCGGUAAGUACCUCUGUUUCAAAGCACGGGGUAUCCCUUCCUUCCCCCCUGAAAUGCCUUUGGAGCUGUCCUUGCGGCGGCUAGAAGAAGGCUGAUGCCCGAUGCACGAAUAAGUCAUGGAUG